CCUGCGCCCGCACCCUCCGACACGCCCAAACGCCGCCCCGACGAUGCGCGCCGCCUGCGCCGGGUCAAGGACUCGAGAGAGCAGCUCAAGAGCCGGUCCCGCGCGCGCGGCGCCAGCAAUGCCACCAUCGACACCACCACGAGCAACUCGACCGCCGGCGGCCGCUCCUACACCGUCGCCAACGUCCACAACGGCGUCAUAUACCUGAGGCCCGUCGUCCGCCCGGGCAACUACCGCGGCCGCCCUCCCCCCGAUACCUUUGUCUUCCCGCCCCAGACGCCCCCCGACAGCGCCACGCGCGACACGCUGCGCCCGCUGAGCGAUGAAUUCGAAAACAGCCUCUACGGCCCACGAACCCCUUACUCGGAACCCUCGCCACCCUUGGCCGACGUGAGCGAGGGCCAUGUCUCGACCCAUUAUCCCCACCCCCAUCACCACCGUCACCACGAAUCCACCAGCCGCCCCCUCGCCCACGUGCGCUCCCACUCCUUCUCCACGGCCGACGACCACGCCGCCGCCGCCGCAAUUGCCCACGAGCCCGGCACCUUCAGGGUCAUCAUUGAGCGCCCCGCACACGGCCGCCCCAAGACAGCUGACACGUCGUUCCCGCUGUUGCAAGUCCCCAUCCCGCACUACCGCCUGGGCACUCCGCGUUUCAGUACGCGCGGGACGGUAGAUCUGCGCAGUUCAGUCUACACGGGCACCUCGGCCGGCGUCGACGACUUUGCCAAUUCCCUCAUGGCCCCGCAAAUGAGCGCCCGCCAGUCCUUCAUGUCGUCGCGCACGCGUUCAGAUGCCUAUUCGCCCGUCCCCCACCGCUUCCGCCCCACCAUGGACCGCCCCCCCAUUGCGCUUUCCGGCCCUUCGUCUGCCCGUGUCUCCCACUCGCCAAUCAGCCCGAGGCUGUAUGAUGCACUCACCAUCAACCCCGACGACCGCGCCGUCGUGCGCUUCAACUCCAAUGGCGACAUCCUCGCUGCCACGCCCUCACGCCUCGUCGCCCACAUCACCUCGCCCAGUUUCCUCGAUUACGAAUUGCUCUCUGACUUCUUCCUCACCUUUCGCGCCUUCUUGUGCACACGCGACCUGGUUGCAUAUCUCAUUUCCCGACUGCGGUGGGCCGUUGACCGGCAAGAUGACUUUGGCCGCAUUGUUCGCGUGCGCACAUUUGUCGCCCUCCGCCACUGGAUCCUCAAUUACUUUGUCGACGAUUUCAUGCCCUUUUACCACUUACGAGUCAAUUUCUGCGACAUGGUCAAUAGCCUCUACAAUAGUCUACGAGCCCGCUAUGAUGGCGGCGGCGGCGACAUCAAGAUUGUGGGCGAGCUGAAGAAGUGCUGGAGACGAACUUGCGCAUUGUACUGGGACACGGACGACGGCUUUGGCCACAACUUUUCAGACGAUCCAUUGCUUCCAGGCGGCCAAGAGGGCUCACACAUGUCGUUUGAUGAGCCCUCUCCGGUCCAGCCACUGCCCAGCACACCUCCCCGAGUGCACAUACGAGACACCAAGGAGACAAUUGGAUCCAACCCGAGCGACCACUUUGCCAGCCGACACAUGGACUGGGCGCAAAGAGUUCGCCAUACACCUCAGAAUUCAAUGGGCUCCCCCUUGAUAGCAUCACAGGAAUACGAGACUACGCAGCCGCCCGUGUCGCCCGCAAGCGAGCAGAGCAUCCAUGUCUUGUCCUGCUCUCUUCCGGUGAGGGCGUCGCAUAAGCAUGAAGCGUCGGUGGAACUACCUCUGUAUCCACACCCCGUACCGGCCGCCAAUUCAGCCGGUAGUGGCACGGCCCGGAUAACAUCGAGUCCACAGCAGCCAGCGUCGUUGAAGAACAGCCAGCGCCCAGCUCGUGCCCACAAGCGCAGUGGCAGUUUCUCGGAUGCCCUCCGAGACAGCAGAGCGCCACUGUCGAUCCCCAAGAACCCGUCGACCGACUAUGCCAUCUCUGCUGUGGCGAAUAUGCCUGGCACGCUUGUGCGUGGUGGGCUUAUUCACCCAACCACCCCGUACUUUGAAACCAAACCGCUACGACCCACGCGAUCUCAGUACCUCAAGGAUUCUGAAGAUGCAGAUAAUGAACUUCAGCAGCGACCGGGACAGGCCAAUUCACCAGGCAUGAAGAAGAUAUUUGGCAGUGUACGUCGUGCUCUAAGCACUCGGCAGCAACCGAGUGGCUGUCCUUUGAGCGGGUCCCCACACCAACGACAAUCACCCUACGUGCGAUGCUCAAAUCCAGGCACGUCUUCGACCUUGUCGGUCUCGGGAGGAGUUCAGAAGCGCCGUGUUGCUCGACCGAGGCCCCAGAUACGAGUUGAUCUUCUAGCCGCCACAGUCGCAGAUAGUUUUCAAGCAGCAGUACGCGAGCAGCUUGAAAGCGAGGGCCAUGAGCAACCCGGCGGCGAGAGCCCUAGUCUCGGCGGUUUCCAAUUCGAAUUUGACGAGCGUGGUAACCCAGCCAAGAGCACGCAGCAACCUCGUCGUAAGCCGGAUCCCCGUGUGCACAGCAACAUCACCAACGGGAGCAAGUCGAUAGUCAUCAUUGACGACACGGGAGCCCCUCCUUUGCCCAAGGCAGACGCCGCUCCGGGUGAAGUUAACCAACCGGCGAUAAAACUGGAAGACGACCAACAAGGAGCGUCUAGCCACGUGCGUUUAGCGGACGAUGCCAACUCGAUCCAACACUCGUUUCUCUACAACGAUCCAGAGCCCCAUUCUGCUGCAGACGAGUAUCGCCUCUCCCGCACUCUCACCAGGCAAUCCUACCCAGGAGAGAGGCGGUCCAUGUCGGCAGGCCCAGAAGGGAUGCAUUCUUUCCGACGCAAGGGCUCCACCAAGAAUUCCAUAGCACGCGGGGGCUCUCUUCGUCGCCAUGCUUCUUACGGCAGUGUGCUCAGCAGAAGAAGAGGGCCGGCGAGUAUUGCUACCUUUCAGACCAUGUCAUCUGACAAUGAUCCCUUCUUUCUUGAUCGUCAGCCGGCGGCUGAAGCUGCUGGUCCCGCACGACAGCUCCGCCGACGGCCAGGUGGCGACCUCCGCGCUGCAGACAAUGUCCACGAUCUCGAACACAUGCAGCGACCGCACUCUACCGGCUCAAUGUCGAACCACACACAUUCCAUCACCAAUUCGGUGAUUCUGCGGUCCGAUCGUUUUCUCGACUCGCAACCAGAUUUUCUCCGUCAAGUUGAAGGGCCACCCGAAGCGGAAACUCCGAGGAAGCCAAUCUCAUUGGUGGAUACACACUCGUCCCAACCCAACCUAAGACCGUCUUUCGAGGCUGAAGUGGCAAAGCUUGCUGCCUUGCCAGACGACACGGACGACGAAGGCGGGGUCGAGUCAGCACUGAUGAAGUUGGAAGGGCGGUACGAGAAGAAAUCACCCAGUGCACCCACGCAAAGAAACACGGUUGACUUGGGGCAACAUCUGGCAGCGUUCGAGCAAAAUUCUUUUGGCGUUGCUUACGAGCAACACAACCGCCCUGCUACCGAUGAUGUCUUCCACCGCCCCUUGGCUCCUCCCGAAACAGACGGCCAAGGCAUGUACAGACUGUCGGCUGAGAACUUCAACAGCCAUGUGCCUCCGGUCACGUCGGUAGGCCAAUCGACCGACUCGUACUCUUCCAUACCCCUUCUCGACCGGGGCUUUGGUGAGAUGCCGACUCCAGAGCAAGCGCAGAUGCUGGAGAGUAUGACAUCUUCGGCUAAGCCUUCGCCCCUGAAAAUUGGCAGUUUUUCGUUUCAAUCUGCCCGACAACCUGAUAGGCUUUCUCCAAUGCAUUCGUCCAUGGUACAUGUUACGGAGACGGAUAGUAUGAGGAGGAUUCCCACUGGUGAAACGCUCCCAGCGCAUACCUAUGUCCGCGAGUCGUUUCUGCUGGACGAGGAUGAGGACUUUAGUGAUGUGGGAUUUGCAUCCGCAGCCAACUCGGGCGAUGACAGCCAUGGUGUGAAGAGUUUCUUCGGGGAUGAGCCAGCAACUCUUGAGGGUGACGCGGACAAUUUGCCAGCCCAUCCCAUGCGCCACCCACCCACUCCACCUCCUACAGCGCCUCAAGUAAACGACGACUUGCACAACUCGACCGUCUUUGAUGAAGGCCUCCCGACGCCAGGUCUUACACCCACCGUCUCACGCUCGAAUCAACAAGGAAGCCCAAACCCUGAGCGUCCAGUCGGUUCCUCGGAUGGGCCACAAAACAUGCACCAGCCUGCCACUUCACCACCAACCGCACAUCUGCCUUUUAUCUUUGCAUAUGACUCGGAGAUGCUCGCUCAGCAGUUCACCAUUGUUGAAAAGGAUGCACUGGAUGAGAUUGACUGGAAAGAGCUCAUCGACCUCCGCUGGAAGCAAUCCUCGCCGCAGAUCCGCGACUGGGUCCAGUAUCUACGAACGGAAGAAGCCAGAGGGGUUGACGUCGUCAUUGCACGCUUCAACCUCGUUGUCAAGUGGGUCGUGUCCGAGUGUCUUCUCAUCGAGGAUAUUCGUGAACGCGCCCAAUGCAUUACGAAAUUCAUUCACAUUGCAACCCAUGCGCGACGAUACCGCAACUACGCCACCAUGUAUCAAAUCGCAAUUGCGUUGAUAUCCAACGACAUUUCGAGCCUCAAGAAAACAUGGGCUUUAGUGCCCGCAGCUGAGGUGCUGGUCAUGACCGAAUUGGAGGCGCUAGUUCAGCCCAUGAAGAACUUCCACAACCUCCGGCUCGAGAUGGAAACAGCCACCGUCGAGGACGGUUGUAUUCCAUUCAUUGGUGUCUACACCCGCGAUCUCAUUUACAAUGCGCAGAAGCCGCCAUUCAUUGACGCACCCCCAGUUGAUGGCGAGCGCCUCGUCAACUUUGACCGCUAUCACAUGGCGGCCACGAUUGUCAAAAACCUCCUUCGCCUUCUCGAGGCCAGCUCCAAGUACACCUUCAAGGUCGAACCGCACAUUCUCAGCAAAUGCCUCUGGCUGGCUGCGCUUAGCGACGAAGAGAUUACCAGGCGCAGUCGCCAGUGUGAAUGA
Messenger RNA from Exserohilum turcica Et28A, 5001 nucleotides. RefSeq lists its product as uncharacterized. Gene Ontology annotation, biological process: positive regulation of GTPase activity; Ras protein signal transduction. Gene Ontology annotation, cellular component: plasma membrane. Lineage: Eukaryota; Fungi; Ascomycota; Dothideomycetes; Pleosporales; Pleosporaceae. Gene Ontology annotation, molecular function: guanyl-nucleotide exchange factor activity. The annotation marks the transcript as partial. The record is from RefSeq and is a predicted model, not a curated record. The transcript has 3 exons.